This is a messenger RNA of Sphaerodactylus townsendi, 2277 nucleotides long. It is a transcript of the gene LGALS3BP, whose product is annotated as galectin 3 binding protein. Gene Ontology annotation, cellular component: extracellular matrix; membrane. The transcript has 5 exons. The coding region runs from base 72 to 1661 and encodes 529 amino acids. NCBI's taxonomy places the organism in Eukaryota, Metazoa, Chordata, Lepidosauria, Squamata, Sphaerodactylidae. The record is from RefSeq and is a predicted model, not a curated record.
UAUCUGGACUUAUAAUCCUCAGUCUACUUUUGCUACGGCCAGGCUUAACUGACUCACUGGCUAUCCACAAUAUGGAAGUGCAGCUGGUGAAUGGAAACUCCUUCAACGAGGGCCGUGUGGAGAUCUACUAUGAUGGACAGUGGGGGACAAUAUGUGAUGAUAAUUGGGACAUGGCAGAUGCACAGGUUGUCUGCCGCUCCCUGGGCUUCACAGAGGCCACAGAAGUGAAGACAAGUGCAGCAUUUGGGGAAGGAUCAGGACCCAUUAUUUUAGAUGACAUCAGCUGCGUUGGGACAGAGACAUCUCUAAUACAGUGCGGUUCUGGAGGAUGGAUGAAGCACAACUGCGGACAUGGGGAGGAUGCUGGAGUGGUGUGUGCCAAGACAAUGGCAAACAAUCCUGCGAUUUUUGUUUCGGAUUAUUGUGGAAAUUUUUCUGAAGAUCUUGGCCUAUUAUAUGACAACCAGCAAAACUGCGACAUCAACAUCACAGUCAUAAUAUCAAACAGCUCAGAAUCCCAUGGUGUUACAUGUUUACAUAGUCUGAUUCUUCGUACAAACAGUGAGGCCAGCAUUCUGCUCCAGGGGAAUAAAACCUCAUACACACUGCUGUUGGAAGAGGAGUGUUUGCCUAGUGUGAACAGAUUUUUCAGAUACUUCUACUCCCGGCAAAUUGUAAUCACGUUGGAUUCAGUAAAGUGCAUCCACAAGUUGGCUUCAGCCUUUGGAGCGCCAGAACUGCAAGCUGACUGCCGGAAGAUCUUCCCAUAUCUUCUUCCAUUGGACCCCUCCUUCCGCCGCCCCCUGGAGCUCUAUAGAUACAGUCUGUCUAGUAGAGAUAGCAGCCUGCAGCAGCUCAUUUUGCAGUACCUGGCCUGGAACUGUGAGGGUCUGUCCCGUACUGAGGUCUGGUUGAGCCUCAAACCAGAGACUAUUGGAGAUCUGCUCUCUCAUACCGAUGUGAUGGUUGAGAGUGAGUGGUCACUGUUGAAAGCUCUUGACCGCUGGGCGCAGGCUAAUGGGCCAGGAGAAAUAAUGAAAACACUUUUGGAAAUGGUCAGAUUUCCCAUGCUCACCCCAGAACAGUUGUUUAAGCUGCAGUUCAACCUGACAUUGUAUGUGCGCUAUAAUGAUGUCUUCCAAAGGAAUAUUCUGGAGGCCUUUGAAUUCCACACGGUGCCCUUCAAAGUCCUUAGGCAAUACAAAUCCCAGGAGCUCAGAAGUGAUGCAUUUGUCCCUCGCUGUUAUUCUGCUUCUACUUGGAGCAUGUACUUAACACAUGACCUCAUAACACAGAACAAUGGAUCUAGUAUCUCCCAGUUAUUUGAAACCCCAGAACACCCUAGCUUUAUUUUCCAUGCCCAAAACAUAUCCUGGUCUUUCACUUACUAUGACAUUAAACAGGCCUGCCAAAAUUAUAGCUUCUGCUCCUCAGAUACCUUCCCAAUGCUCCAUCUUGCACUGACAGGUUCCAAAGAUAAUACCAUCUGGUAUAAGAACAAAGCACUCCUGGUCUGCCAGGAUUCCUAUGUCAUAGAUGUCUUUGACUUUAAAAAUGGUACAGUUGUGAUCCCCAAAGCCAACAGGGUUGGCUUCCCGUGCCCAACUGGUCACACAGGUGUCAUGGCUCUGGUGUGUCCUAGUUACAAGCUGAAUGCAUAAAAGGCUAGGUACUUCCUUCCUACUGAUAGCCAAACUGGGCCAUUUCCGGCUGUUCUUUCAGCCAAAGUAUGCCAGUCAAGAGGAAGGUCAAAAAGGUCUUUUUUGAAUAAAGGAAGCCCCAGCAAGAGAAAGGGCAGGGAUUCAUCCAAUCUCAGGGGCCAGACCAUUUAUACAAAGCAGCAAGUAAUAUUGGUACAUGAGCAGAACAUAUCUCUAGAGCUUUCCAUCCAUCUUAGAUUAAAACUUUUCCCAGACUAUUUUCUAAGUUUUUGUCUUAUCUAGGUUUCUGGCCUGCUCGACCACAUCUCCACAGUAACAGGCUUGAAACUUUUAAGAAAAAGGUAUAUUAUUGUUCUACUGAAAUACCAGGCCAUAGGCCACAAUUUCCCACUUUCUUUUUCCUCUUACAUUGCAGUCCCUAAUUUCACAGCAAUUUUUGCGCUUGUUUUCCCAAGCGUUUAGGUAUAUAUAACAAAUUCACCUCUAGCUAGAACCAUCCAAAAUAGAGGUUCUUUGGUUCUUGCCUAUCAAUACCCAUGAAGGUUGAGUGAUCUGAUAUACAGCACAAAAAAGACUCCUGUGGGAUCUCUUAAAAAGAGGUGACUGCCUCUUUUCA